Messenger RNA from Sporothrix schenckii 1099-18, 927 nucleotides. RefSeq lists its product as uncharacterized. Bases 1 to 927 code for a protein of 308 amino acids. The transcript is spliced from 2 exons. NCBI's taxonomy places the organism in Eukaryota, Fungi, Ascomycota, Sordariomycetes, Ophiostomatales, Ophiostomataceae. The record is from RefSeq and is a predicted model, not a curated record.
AUGUCAGGGCCGCCCUCUGUUUUUUCGCAGGAUGGCACGUACACGACAGACGGCAGCAGCCUGUCUGGCUUCUCGGUAGGCCCGCCACCGACCGGCGAGACAGCCCUGCAGAAACUGGCGAGGGCGGAAGCAGAGAGGCAAACAAGCUUGGCCAUGCACAUGCAAAACCACAUGGGCCUGCCGCCGUUUGCCGUCAAUGGCAACUCACUUUACGAUGCCCACGAGCUGGCUGCGGCGGAUCCCGCGCGCCUGAUUAGCGCGGCCGACUUCCAGAGACAGGCCGAGACCGCGCGGCUCGUCUUCACCAACGACCCGAAUCGGCCCUGGGACAAAGACACAAAGAAGAGCAAAUACCCCGAGACCAUCUACAACAACCAGUUCGGCCUCCCCGACCCCGUCCUGGGCCACCCCAUUGUCGGCGGGCCGGGCACGUACGCCGCCGGCCGGCCGGGCGCCAGCCGCGUGUGGUCCAACGCGGCGACGACCAGCACGGCCGAGCUGCUCUACCACAACGUCCAGCAGGGUCAGCGUGAACACCAGGCCCGGCUGGACGCGGCCCGGCAGGAAGAGCGCGACCUCAAGGCCGAGCUCAAGAUGCUCCACACGCUGCUGCGGCGCGCGCACCAGCAGGCUGAGGUCAAGCGCCUCAAGAACGACAUCCGCCAAAAGCUCGCGCGCCGCGCACACGCGCGCCGCAUCCUCGGCAUGCCCUACGACGGCUACGCACCCUUUACCCAGGCGGCGUUCAUCCCGGAGGACCCGGAAUGCCCGCCGCUCGUGGCCAUGCUGGCCAACCCGCACCAGCCCCAGUUUGACGAGACCACCCACCAGUACGCGCUGCCAUGCCAGAGAUGCGGUGCACGGGCCUUGAUCAAUAAAGAAUUUGAAGUGGUCGAGCGAUGUCAGUGUACCUCUGGGCAGAGCUAG